Molecule: messenger RNA, 3577 nt
Organism: Poeciliopsis prolifica (blackstripe livebearer)
Lineage: Eukaryota; Metazoa; Chordata; Actinopteri; Cyprinodontiformes; Poeciliidae
Gene: epn1a
Product: epsin 1a
Exons: 13
Coding region: 263-2203 (646 amino acids)
Biological process (GO): endocytosis
Cellular component (GO): endosome; clathrin vesicle coat; plasma membrane
Molecular function (GO): clathrin binding; phospholipid binding
Source: RefSeq, a predicted model, not a curated record
GUCUUUCCUGUAGGCGAGAACGGAAGCGGAAAUUCGGCCAUCUCCUCGUACAUUCAGGCUUCAACAGGUUUCCGUCGUCUAUCAUCUGGUUUUCAGACCCAAUGUCGUCACGGGAAGAAAAAGAUAAACUGAGACAAAACGCUCCAUGAAUGAGUGGUGGCCAAGGUUGAGAAACAAAAGUUUACAAAGAGGGGGACCUUUUCUUCACUUCACUACUUGAGAAACAGAUAUUGAUACUGAAGUCUGUGGCUAGACAGUUGCCAUGUCGACCUCUUCGCUGCGGCGACAAGUAAAGAACAUCGUCCACAACUAUUCAGAGGCUGAAAUCAAGGUUAGAGAGGCAACAUCCAAUGACCCAUGGGGCCCCAGCAGCUCUCUUAUGUCAGAGAUAGCAGAUCUGACCUACAAUGUUGUGGCCUUCUCAGAAAUCAUGAGCAUGGUGUGGAAACGACUGAAUGACCAUGGAAAGAACUGGAGACAUGUCUACAAGGCUAUGACUCUUAUGGAGUAUCUGAUCAAGACAGGCUCAGAGCGCGUAGCUCAACAGUGUCGGGAAAACAUUUAUGCAGUCCAGACUCUGAAGGAUUUUCAGUACAUAGACAGGGAUGGCAAAGACCAGGGUCUGAAUGUGAGAGAGAAAGCUAAACAGCUGGUGACAUUGUUAAAAGAUGAAGAGAAACUAAGAGAAGAAAGGAUCCAUGCCCUUAAAACCAAAGAGAAAAUGGCACAGACCACCAGUGCCUCCUCGGCCCCCUCAGCGCCCAGCCUUGGGGGCAGCCUGUCCAUGGGCUCUCAUUCUGGAGAUCCUGACCAGGCAUGGCCACAAAGCUCUGGAGAGGAAGACCUUCAGCUUCAGUUGGCGUUGGCAAUGAGUAAAGAGGAGGCAGAGCAGACUAGCGCGGACCCUCUGGAGGAUGCAGAGCUUCGCUAUGCAAUGACACUCAGCAAAGAGAUUCACCAAAAGGAGGAGCGGCUGCGGAGAGGCGACGACCUGAGACUGCAGAUGGCCAUUGAGGAGAGCAAGAGAGAGAAACCAAAACCAGAAGAGAGUGCUCUCAUGGAGCUGAGUGCAGUGGACCCCUGGGGGGCUCCUGCUAACGCCACUGUGAGCUCUGCUGGCCCUUCCCCUCCCCUCCCACUAUCUGGCUCCUCCGCCUCCGGCCCAUGGGGUCCAGCUCCCACAGAUCCAUGGGGAGUAGCUUCACCCACGUCCCCUACGAGCACUGACCCCUGGGGUGGAGGAACCGCGCCCCCUGUAGCCCCUCCUCCAGACCCCUGGGGGGAGACAUCAAACAAAGUUAACAAUGUCGACCCUUGGGGAAACUCAGCCAUCACCCCACCCAGUGCUGACCCCUGGGGCUCCCCUGUGCCACCCAGCACGUCCUCCUCAGGGGGACCGGUGGACCCCUGGGCAAAGGAUGGGCCUGUCCCCGCCUCUGACCCUAUCACCUCCGACAUCUGGAGUGGCUCCGCCAAACACACUAAUGGCACAGGGGAUCCAGAGCGAAGAGGCUCCUCAACAACGGGCUGCGACAGCACGGUCUCACCGGUGCCCUUUGACCUGUCGUCACUCGGCUCUUCGCUUCCUGUUCGUAAAACUCCGGAGUCGUUCCUCGGCCCCAACGCGGCGCUCGUUGAUCUCGAUUCCCUGGUUUCGUCUAAACCCAAACCCAAACAGCCGCCGCCUCCUUCCAUCUCGGCCUCUUCGUCGAACAACCCCUUCCUUCAGAGCACGGGCUCGUCUGCUGCUCCUGGCAUGGCCGUGACUCCAGGCAGCACCAUCUCCAGCAGGGGCGUUUCACCAACACCCGUCUCCUCCAACCCGUUCGGCGUGGCCCCAUCCAUGACCUCCAUCUCCCCCCAGCCUUCGUCCCUUGGCCUGAGCGGCCUGCGUACCAGUCCUGUGCCUCCCAACCCCAUGCUGGGCAUGGUCCAACCAGGAAUGGGUCUGGGGCCGAUGAGCAUAGGAAUGGGGGCCCCCGGUAUGGGCCUGGGCAUGAUGCAAGCCAGCCCAAUGGGGAUGCCGUUCAGCGGGCUCUCCCCGAUGGGACCCCCGGGCUCUGCCCUUUUGGGGCCCGGAGCUAUGCCACCCCCUCAGCAGAUUUUGGGUGGGCCCGCAGGAGCAGGAGGAAUGAUGGGAGCAGGAGGCUCCAUGGGCAGCGGAGGAACGGCGGGAGCAAGCACCAAUCCGUUUCUUCUUUGAGGACGCGUCACCACUACUUUGCUCACCUUUCUGCCUCAGCUGUCGUACCUGCUUCCCCCUUCAUUCAUUCUUCGACACCCCUCAAACUCUCCCAACACAAGAUUUAUCCACAAAGAAAGACGUCUACAUUAAAAAGAACAAAAAUGUUUAUUUUCCUUUAAAGGCAUAAUUUCAUUUCAGAUUAUUGUUCCACUUUUUUGGUCCCUUUCAUUUCAAAAUUUGUGUCAAAUAGAAGUAUUUAUUUCCAAUCUGUUUCUGUUCUGUAUUUUCUGUUUCUGUCCAGUCUUUUGUUGAGAUGAAAGGUGAGUCAGUGAGAGCAGGGAGUUUUUUUUUUUGUUGUUUUUUUUUUUCCGUAGUGUCACUCUCCACUCAUAGUACUACUGCACACGAGAGGGAGCCGGAGGAAGAGGUCACACAGCCACUAACGAACUGAGCAGAGAAACUGUCGUACCUCACUCUUCCUCCUCCUUCUCUCCCUCCUUCUAGAGCGAAGACAAACACUGAAUCACUGAAAUGAAACGAGUGCAUGAAGGAUGAUUUUUAAACGGAGCCCCAGACUGAGAUAAAAAAAAACCUGCAUUAACAUUUCGGUCACAAUGUGGUCAAACUGUCUCAACCGGUUCACUUUUAAUUUAAUUUAAUGUUGAGUGUAACUUAUUUUUUUCCAAUACCUGGGAACAAAUAAACAAGGAAGAUCAUGCGAUGAUGCCAUUGAAAUCAGAUGCUUAUAUAUUUUUUUUUUCUACAACAGUAGGGGGGGGAGCUCUGACGUGUGCUCUGAUGGCAGGAAAAACAAACUGAGUGUGUUUGCGGCUGAGGGCGAAUGAGAACACAAAUGCUUAUUUAUCAGAUGCCAGUUUGUUUGUUUCAGUACUUUGUCCCAUUUCUCCUUGUGUCUGAUCUCAUUUCAGCGACUCUGAAUGGAAAAAAAAAAGCAUUUCUGAAAAUUGUCACCUGUGAUGAUAUGUAAGGUUGGAUUUUAAAUGAGGUAUUUUAUGGGUCCUGUGAUUUCUCUGCCAAUCUUUUAUUUUUAAUUACCUAUUUCAGCUAGGACACCUGGAGUUCAGGCGACCCAAAGCAACACUGUCCUCAUGUUUCAUCCUCUUUUUCUUUGUGAAGGGAGCUUCAGCCGACGCUUCUUCAAAGAGACAAUUAUUUCAUUGAGUGAACGGAGACAACACAGGGACAUGAAAACAUGCUCCAUACUGCUCUUUUAAUUUAGCUGGAUGAAUUUAUUAUUUUAUAUCAAGAGAAGUAUCUUUUAUUGGGUAAGUUUGACUUUUGUGUGGUGUCAACAUGUGAACAUUCACAUUUGAAAAGAAAAAUUGAGAAAAAAAAUCUACAGAAAUUUAUGAAAUAAAACAAAACCAGGGA